UGAUUCAUCAGCUUUCUUUAUUUCUUUUUCUUGUCAUAUUCCUUCUGCUACACAUUCAUCAAUUCGCUGCUACAUCUGGCAUUAUUUCGUGCUGAAGCCUCCAUUUCCAACCUAAGCCUCUUAACAAUGGCCGUCUUCUCUCUUCCCUUUCAUGCUAUAUUUCUGGCACUCAUUUUCUUCUUCACCUCCCUUGUUGCAGCUCAAUCGCCAGCCAACAGUGGAACGAACUUUUCAUGCCAUGCUGAUUCACCACCUUCCUGUGAAACGUAUGUAUCAUACUAUGCUCAAUCUCCAAACUAUUUGAGUCUAGUGAACGUAUCUGAUUUAUUUGGGAUCAGUCCAUUAUCCAUUGCAAGAGCUAGUAACUUAACGAGUGAAGAUAAUAGGCUGAGUCCAGGCCAACCCUUGCUGGUGCCUGUAACUUGUGGCUGCACCAGAAAUCGCUCUUUCGCCAGUAUAACUUACGAGAUGAAGUCAGGUGAUACCUACUAUUCUGUUUCAACCAUUGGCUUUGAGAAUCUCACGAAUUGGCAUGUAGUGCAAGAGCUUAACCCUGAUCUGGAUCCGUAUCUUUUGCUUGGAGGGGUCAAAGUAGUCUUCCCUUUGUUCUGCAGGUGUGCUUCAAAAAGCCAAUUAGCCAAAGGCAUAAAGUUUUUGAUUACUUACGUUUGGCAACAUAGUGACAAUGUUUCUGCUGUUAGCACCAUGUUUAACGCAUCUGAAAUGGACAUAAUGACAGAGAACAAGUACCAGAACUUCAACUCUGCAGCCAACCUUCCAGUUUUGAUCCCAGUGUCACAGCUUCCAGAUGUUUCCAAAUUUUCUUCAUCACCUGAGAGAAGGGUAAAGAAUCAUCGUCUUUUGGUUAUCAUAGGCAUUACACUGGGAUGCACUCUUCUGAUUGCCGUUAUAACUAUGUUGCUGGUCUGUGUUUAUUGUCCGAGAAAGAAAAAGAUUAAUUUGAAAAAGAGUGCUUCGUUUUUGGAGACAGCAGAUAGGCUACUUUCUGGUGUCUCUGGUUAUGUUAGUAAGCCAACCGUGUAUGAGUUUAGUGUAGUCAUGGAAGCUACCAUGAAUCUUGAUCAACAGUGUAGGAUUGAGGGAUCAGUCUACAAGGCCAAAAUUGACGGGCAGGUCUUAGCAAUAAAAAAAGUGAAGGAAGAUGUCAUGGAGGAGCUAAAGAUCCUGCAGAAGGUAAAUCAUGCGAAUCUGGUGAAAUUAAUGGGUGUCUCAUCAGACACCAAAGAUGGAAACUGUUUCUUGGUUUAUGAAUAUGCUGAAAAUGGAUCUCUAGAUAAUUGGCUGUACCGUAAGUCUUCGGAUGCUUCUGGUUCUGUGUCAUUCCUCACAUGGAGCCAGAGGAUACGCAUUGCACUGGACGUGGCCAUGGGAUUGCAAUACCUGCACGAACACACACAACCAAGAAUAGUCCACAAGGACAUCAGAACAAGUAACGUACUUCUGGACUCGAGUUUCAAGGCGAAGAUAGCCAACUUCUCGAUGGCAAGAACUUCGACGAACCCAGUGAUGUUAAAAACAGAUGUUUUUGCUUUUGGGGUUGUGUUGCUGGAAUUGCUCACAGGGAAGAAAGGCAUGACGAGCAAUGAAAAAGGCGAGGUAGUGAUGUUGUGGAAGCGUAUCAGAGUGAUCUUUGAUGGAGAGGAAGAGAAGAACAAAGAGGAGAGCCUGAGAAGAUGGAUGGAUCCUAGACUGGGGAGCUUCUAUGCCAUUGAUGAAGCUCUGAGCUUGGCCUCCUUGGCCGUGACUUGCACAGCAGAUAAGCCUCUGUCCCGACCAACCAUGGCAGAAGUUGUUCUCAGCCUCUCGUUUCUGAGCCAAUCAUCUAUUGGUGGGUUAGAAGCACAAGUUCAUCAAAUGGCAGGUCCAGUCGCAGUUCGUUGAUUAGAGUUUUUCAAGUUCAACCUGGUCUUUCUGUUUACUGGGUCUCUAGUUAAUAAAUACCAAUCUCUAUGAAGCUUGAUUUUAUUGAAGGUACUAUUUAAGGUUUCAUCAUUAUGUCUCUGAAGAAAACGCCAGAGUCUAACGCUUCUUCCUGUAUCAGAGCUUGAAAUUUAUUCGACGCCAGCUGUAAAUGCCCCAAAAAUAAAA
Messenger RNA from Prosopis cineraria, 2109 nucleotides. Its product is annotated as serine/threonine receptor-like kinase NFP. The transcript has a single exon. Gene Ontology annotation, molecular function: protein kinase activity; ATP binding. Gene Ontology annotation, biological process: protein phosphorylation. The record is from RefSeq and is a predicted model, not a curated record. Lineage: Eukaryota; Viridiplantae; Streptophyta; Magnoliopsida; Fabales; Fabaceae. The coding region runs from base 127 to 1902 and encodes 591 amino acids.